This is a messenger RNA of Sinocyclocheilus rhinocerous, 17580 nucleotides long. RefSeq names its product ATP-binding cassette, sub-family A (ABC1), member 12 (gene abca12). The transcript has 75 exons. Gene Ontology annotation, molecular function: ABC-type transporter activity; ATP hydrolysis activity; ATP binding. The record is from RefSeq and is a predicted model, not a curated record. Lineage: Eukaryota; Metazoa; Chordata; Actinopteri; Cypriniformes; Cyprinidae. Gene Ontology annotation, cellular component: intracellular membrane-bounded organelle; membrane. Gene Ontology annotation, biological process: lipid transport; transmembrane transport.
GAAUAACCUGGCAAAAUGUCUUCAUUAUAUCAAACGCAUCGGACCCAAUAACAUUAAAUCCAAUCCAGGCUAAACAAGCACCUCUCCUCUGAUGGCCUCCUUCUUACAACAACUAAGACUACUUCUCUGGAAGAAUGGCCUGAGUGUCACCCGGCAGCCAGCCUGGUCGCUGGCUCUCCUUGUCUGGCCACUUGUGAUCUUUAUUAUCUUGGCGAUCACCCGUUCACAGUUUCCUCCAAAACUCAAAGACUCAUGCUAUGUGGCACCUAGAAAUCUUCCGAGCGCCGGAUUCUUCCCUUUCCUGCAGACACUCAUGUGUAACACCGACAGUACAUGCACCAACAAAUCCUACCUAACAGAAGGACAGUCCAAAUCGUAUUGGUACACGGGUCAUCGUCACCGCAGGGAUGCUGAAUCUCACAGUUUACCAACACUGCUUCAUGGAUUCCCUCCACUGGCCCAUCUACAGAAGGGAGGACUGGUUCACUCAAUCCUUAAAAGGGAUGCAUCAAAUCCAGAGCUCCUAGAGCUAUGGGACAGGAUGCUCAAUUCCAGCUCUCAAAACAUUCCCAAUGUGACUUCAGUCAUGGAUACUUUUAACAACACUGCACUGGUUGAUCAGACAAUGGAGUCAGUUUUGGAAUCUGUGAAUGUCUUGAAAAAAUCCUUAUGCAGCUUCUCCAUGACUGCCAUCAACACAUCAGCCAGUACCCAGGAUCUCUUUACGAAAGGCUUAAUAAACUUCUGCAGUUCCGAUGACACUGUUCUGGAAGCAUCCUUACUCACCCUGAACCAGGAGCUGACAGAAAUGCUGCUCAGUAACCCGACAGAAAUAUUGGGAUCGAUUGGAGGCACUGUGGUGGUCCUAGAUAUGCUUCAACAGGAGACGUCAGUGUGGGACUUCCUGCUUGGCCUGCCUGAUCUCUUCUUGAUGCCCACAGAUGAAGAGAUAUUAAAUGUUGGAGCAGGGGAGUUGGAAAAUCUUAAGAAUACCCUGACCUUUCUUCGGAGGACUUUCCCUCAGGCCAACAUCUCUACUGAUGUCACAAACCCAGUUAUCACUAAAGGCAUUGGCUUUCUCAACUACAUGAGUGAUUGGAAAGGGAGAGAUGUGUAUUUCAAACUGAGUGAUGUCGUGACCCCAAGCAGCAUUGUUCUACUCAACUCAGACGUGAAGGACCUUAUCAACCAAAUCAAGAUUCCUCUCGAUCAGAUUCUAGUGCUGUUCAACGAGGCAGACUUUCGUACCUUUUUAUGUGACCAAAACAUCACCGCCUCCUAUUGUUGGAGUUGGGAAGCGGGCCUGAUAUUUGAAGGGUUAAAUACGUGGAAAGUUGUUGAACAGGUACUGUUGGCUUGGCGUCAGACCUCUGCCUCAGCUGACCUGGCCUUCACUAAAGACGUGUUCGGCAGCUUCCUGGGCCUAGUGUCUCCAUCGAGCCUGGAUGCUGUUCUCAAACACAGCAGGUCCCAGCGCAGCAGUGACGCUCAGCCACAGAGCCUGGGGGAACAAUUAAUCUUCGGAUUAAGCAAUUCAGCAUUUGAUUUUCUACAAGGCAUGCCUGGCUGGGAAUACAUUCAGACUUUUAUGAUGGCUGGCCAUUCAUCAAUGCAGAUGGCAAGAGUUGCAAUGGAAGUACAGCUACCAUUCAUUGAUGAGGUCCUGAGGGAUGCCAAGUAUGUCCAGGAGGCCUUCCUUUCUCUAAUGCAGAAUGAGACCUUUGCUAAUGCCUGGGCUGACCAUGCCAUGGACUCUAUUGUGCAAACUGUGGCCAAGGUUCUAGAGGGUCACACUAGCUGCAAAGACCUUUCUGCUCCCUGGGCUUGGAUGUCAACCUACAGCUCUAUAAACCUUAAGUUGUGGGGCACUCUAGUUUGCGCUGGGAAUGACACACGUCUUGAGGAAAUGCUGUUAAUAUCACUUUUGCUAGUAAAUGAGAAGGUCCAACAGUUGGUUGGUGUAGUGAAUGGAACUGUAAUGUACAAUGUCACACCCUCAAUACUUAUGGCAGAGUGGCACGGUCUAUACACAACCUCCCUUCAGUAUGUCACUGCCCUCCAGAAAUUGCAAACUGAGCUUAAUGAGGACUAUUUUGCAGCUUGGAUCCCAGGGAACAUUUCAGUUGGAUUAUCCCAGAUUCUGUUGACCAGGGUUACUGGCACAUUUGAGAACAUGGGUUCUUCACUAGAGAACAGCUCUCUGUGGCCCUCCAUGGAACCAUAUUUCCAUAUGGCUUACUGGAUUUUGACCUACCAACCUAAUGCCACUGCAUCACCAAACUGCACUCUUACCCUUCCUGCCUUCACCUGUCAGACCAGCUUUACCUGGGAAACAGCUGUUCCUUUGAUUUUUUCUUUGAUCUCUAAAGUGUCAAGAGAACCUGCCAGCCUAUUAAGACCUCUCCAGGGGACAGUGGCUCUCCUCCAAAACAGUUACUUGGCACUUUUGCAGCAAGUCAUUGCCAAUGGCCUACCUGGUCAGCUACUUGGUAGUGACAUUUCACUAAAAGACUUGUUGCUGAACCUCAUUAAUACAGUUGAUAAAGAAAUUCAGCUCCUCUCGAACAUUGAUUCCACACAGCAGUUUGACACUCAGCUCUUAAACGACAUCAUGGCGGCUCUUGGACUGGGGCAGAUAGAGAACCUGUUGUCAGGAGGUUCCCAGACAACCAGCAUGCACCCAGUCAUCAUGGGCGUCCUUCAGGUCUUGAACAAUGGGUCCAUCCAGAUUCUAAACAUAGAGGAGGGUUUUGCAGUUCUUCAAGCAAUUUUGAGCCAACUUGGAGCCAUCUUGCCUCCAGAGCAGCAGUAUCAGUUAGAAGCAGGGCUAAAUAAGUCUCAUGAUCUCAUUCGAGAUCUAGAGAUCUGUUCAGCUCUUGGCCAGGACUGUGUAGCUGAUAUCCAGAAUGUCAUUGAUAAUCUUGGUGCAAUGCUUGUAUUUGGAAAUAAUAUCACCAUCCCAAUAACACCUCUUUGGGGUAACAUGACUCUCCCUGUUGCGCUUGAUGUGCUCGCUUUGCUUCUGCCAUGGAACAUGUCCCGGCCAGCGGAAGCCUCAAUGGAAAUUUCCAGGAAGAUUCAAUAUCUUCUUGAGCAGGCUUAUGCAUCUCCUAUUUUCAACAUCAGUCAAAGUCUACAAGCCUCCAAUCUCACCAUUUCUGAAUUAGAACAAGUCAAUUCUGUAUUUCAUUCUAAUUGGUUAGCAGCCAUUCUGCAGACUCUGAAUAUGGCCAUUCAAAUCCCACAGUGCGUGAACACUCAAACCACACAGUCACCCCAAAAGCCUCCUGCUAAUGGACAGGUCGAAUGCAUCCUUCAGCUCAUCCAGACUGCUUCUGGUUUACUUGGAGUAAUACCUGUGGCAGAGAACACUCAAAUGACUCUUAAAGAUUGGCUUAACAUCACUGCGGUAGAGUAUCAGAAGCUAAAUAACAUGUCCAUCUCUGGAUCUGGCCCACUUGCAUUGACAGAAGAGGUGCUGAUAACAACAUUGUCAGCCAUCAGACAAAACCUUCAGGGUCUUGAUGUAGAGAACAUCACUGAUAUUACAAAUGAGCUCAACAUUCUGGAAGACCUCUUGAAAAAUGUAUUCAGAGAACAAUACCCAUACCACACCAUUAAUUCAACAUUGAUGGUGCAGGGGCAGUAUGCACAGAAGGUGUAUGGAGAAAUCACACUGUGGUAUUUAAACAAGCUUGGAAAUGACACCAGUGGCAGUAUGUUUGCAGAGAUUCUCCAUCAACUGAAAUGCAUGAUUGAAAUGCAGGUGGCACUCAUCACUGCAAAAGCAGAUAUGGUGACUCUAACAAUGAAUCAGAUCCAGAACUUGACCCAUGUGAGGUUUCCUCUGGAAGGUGAAGAUCUUGUAAAAGUUGCCAGUACAAUCAUGACCAUGCUGCAGGGUGAGCUGGCAUUGAUUAAAGGAAAUCUUGAGAUCCAGCAGGCGUUCUACAAUUCUCUAGGCUCCCCAAUGAACAUUAGUAUUCCUGCUGAAAUUGAAGGUCAGAUCAUGACCUACCUCAGCUUGACAAGGGAGUGGAUCACUAACCCACAAGUAAUGACGGCACUUGCUACAACUUUCCAGUGGGAAAUUAGCUCUGUAGAUAUCACAACACCUGGGAAGGAUCUUGAACAUCUCCUCCAAGCCAUGGCUCCCCUACUCUCCCCUGAGGACAGAGCCUUCCUGGCUGUUGCUGGGCAGGUGUCUCAGACACUAACCUACGCUCUACAGGUGGCUAGCACUGAUGGUGGUCUCCAAAGUGAAAAUUUUACAGAAGCUGUCAUUAGCACAGUCAGAGUGGUUCUGGAGAGUAUUUCUAAUGAAACCGGAGCUCUACCUCAGGAUGUGGUUAACAAUAUUCUUGGUGCUUUCAACGGUUCCCUUCAGCUGAUCCUAAACUCCAAUAUGAGCUAUGCCCAAGCUAGCACCCUCACACAGGAGACUAUCCAGAUGGUAGAGGGAGUGAUUCAUACUCUUUUACCAGCGGAGGCAGUUGUGGUGCUGGUUCCGAUUAAAAACAGCAUUUUAUCCUAUCUGAAUAACAUCUAUCAGCCUGCUGGAUUUGAUCAGUGGAAUGAACUCAUUAUGAAUGUGUUGACAGAGCUUCAGAAUUCCCUGCCAUCAAACAACACAGCUCAGCCCAUCAUAUCAAUGAUAAUCAAGGUCACAGAAAACCUUCUGACCUCAAAUAAAGGCAACUUGACAAAGGACUGGAUCAUUAACCAACAAGUGACAAUGGCACUCGCCGCAAUCUUCCAGGGGAAUGUUAGCUCUGUAGAUCUUGCAGGAGCUGGAGUGAAUCUUGACCAACUUUUGCAAGCCAUGGCUCCCCUACUCUCCCCUGAGGACAGAGCCUUCCUGGCUGUUGCUGAGCAGGUGUCUCAGACACUAACCUACGCUUUGCAUGUGUCUAGCACUGAUGGUGGUCUCCAUAGUGAAAACUUUACAGAAGCUGUCAUUAGCACAGUCAGAGUGGUUCUGGAGAGUAUUUCUAAUGAAACCGGAGCUCUACCUCAGGAUGUGGUUAACAAUAUUCUUGGUGCUUUCAACGGUUCCCUUCAGCUGAUCCUAAACUCCAAUAUGAGCUAUGCCCAAGCUAGCACCCUCACACAGGAGACUAUCCAGAUGGUAGAGGGAGUGAUUCAUACUCUUUUACCAGCGGAGGCAGUUGUGGUGCUGGUUCCGAUUAAAAACAGCAUUUUAUCCUAUCUGAAUAACAUCUAUCAGCCUGCUGGAUUUGAUCAGUGGAAUGAACUCAUUAUAAACAUGAUGACAGAGCUUCAGAAUUCCCUGCCAUCAAACAACACAGCUCAGCCCAUCAUAUCAAUGAUAAUCAAGGUCACAGAAAACCUUCUGACCUCAAAUAAAGGCAACUUGACAAAGGACUGGAUCAUUAACCAACAAGUGACAAUGGCACUCGCCGCAAUCUUCCAGGGGAAUGUUAGCUCUGUAGAUCUUGCAGGAGCUGGAGUGAAUCUUGACCAACUUUUGCAAGCCAUGGCUCCCCUACUCUCCCCUGAGGACAGAGCCUUCCUGGCUGUUGCUGAGCAGGUGUCUCAGACACUAACCUACGCUUUGCAUGUGUCUAGCACUGAUGGUGGUCUCCAUAGUGAAAACUUUACAGAAGCUGUCAUUAGCACAGUCAGAGUGUUUCUGGAGAGUAUUUCUAAUGAAACCGGAGCUCUACCUCAGGAUGUGGUUAACAAUAUUCUUGGUGCUUUCAACGGUUCCCUUCAGCUGAUCCUAAACCCCAAUAUGAGCUAUGCCCAAGCUAGCACCCUCACACAGGAGACUAUCCAGAUGGUAGAGGGAGCGAUUCAUACUCUUUUACCAGCGGAGGCAGUUGUGGUGCUGGUUCCCAUUAAAAACAGCAUUUUACUACCUCAGGAUGUGGUUAACAAUAUUCUUGGUGCUUUCAACGGUUCCCUUCAGCUGAUACUGAACCCCAAUAUAUAUUUCAUGCAAGCUAACCACCUCACACAGGAGACUGUCCAGAUGCUAGUGGGAGCUAUGCAUGACCUUUUGCCAGCAGAGGUGGCUGAGGUGUUGGUUCCCAUGAAAAACAGCAUUUUAGCGUAUUUGCAGACCAUCUCCCAAUCUUCUGGACCUGACAAAUGGAAUGAAGUGUAAGUACAGACUAUGUAUUCUCUGACAGAGCUUCAGAAUUCCCUGCCAUCAAACAACACAGCUCAGCCCAUCAUAUCAAUGAUAAUCAAGGUCACAGAAAACCUUCUGACCUCAAAUAAAGGCAACUUGACAAAGGACUGGAUCAUUAACCAACAAGUGACAAUGGCACUCGCCGCAAUCUUCCAGGGGAAUGUUAGCUCUGUAGAUCUUGCAGGAGCUGGAGUGAAUCUUGACCAACUUUUGCAAGCCAUGGCUCCCCUACUUUCCCCCGAGGACAGAGCCUUCCUGGCUGUUGCUGAGCAGGUGUCUCAGACACUAACCUACGCUUUGCAUGUGUCUAGCACUGAUGGUGGUCUCCAUAGUGAAAACUUUACAGAAGCUGUCAUUAGCACAGUCAGAGUGGUUCUGGAGAGUAUUUCUAAUGAAACCGGAGCUCUACCUCAGGAUGUGGUUAACAAUAUUCUUGGUGCUUUCAACGGUUCCCUUCAGCUGAUCCUAAACUCCAAUAUGAGCUAUGCCCAAGCUAGCACCCUCACACAGGAGACUAUCCAGAUGGUAGAGGGAGUGAUUCAUACUCUUUUACCAGCGGAGGCAGCUGAGGUGCUGGUUCCCAUUAAAAACAGCAUUUUAUCCUAUCUGAAUAACAUCUCCCAGCCUGCUGGAUUUGAUCAAUGGAAUGAAAUCAUUAUGAAUGUGUUGACAGAGCUUCAGAAUUCCCUGCCAUCAAACAACACAGCUCAGCCCAUCAUAUCAAUGAUAAUCAAGGUCACAAAAAACCUUCUGAGCUCAAAUGAAGGCAACUUGACCAGGGACUGGAUCAUUAACCAACAACUGACAAUUGCACUUGACAGAAUCUUCCAGGGGAAUGUUAGCUCUGUAGAUCUUGCAGGAGCUGGAGUGAAUCUUGACCAACUUUUGCAAGCCAUGGCUCCCCUACUCUCCCCUGAGGACAGAGCCUUCCUGGCUGUUGCUGAGCAGGUGUCUCAGACACUAACCUACGCUUUGCAUGUGUCUAGCACUGAUGGUGGUCUCCAUAGUGAAAAUUUUACAGAAGCUGUCAUUAGCACAGUCAGAGUGGUUCUGGAGAGUAUUUCUAAUGAAACCAGAGCUCUACCUCAGGAUGUGGUUAACAAUAUUCUUGGUGCGUUCAACGGUUCCCUUCAGCUGAUCCUAAACUCCAAUAUGAGCUAUACCCAAGCUAGCACACUCACACAGGACACUAUCCAGAUGGUAGAUGCAGUGAUUCAUACUCUUUUACCAGCGGAGGUAGCUGAGGUGCUGGUUCCCAUUAAAAACAGCAUUUUGUCCUAUCUGAAUAACAUCUCCCAGCCUGCUGGAUUUGAUCAAUGGAAUGAACUCAUUGUGAAUAUGAUGAGAGAGCUUCAGAAUUCCCUGCCAUCAAACAACACAGCUCAGCCCAUCAUAUCUGUGAUUCUUAAGGUCACAGAGUAUAUUCUAAACUCAAAUGAAGGAUAUACAAACAUGUGGCACAACCUAGGAAACUUCAGUCUUGGCAGCCUAAAUGAAAUAACAGAACAGCUUGCAGUCUUUCUGGGCACUAUGUCACCAUUCAUGAAUGAGUCCGUCCAGACUGUCACAGAAUCUGUAGGCGUUCUGGUCCAGAUCCUUUCCGGGAGUGCUGACCAGCUGACCUUUGACAAGUUGGAGGACAUGUUGGCUGCUCUGUUUUCAACCUUCAAAGGUACUCCAAUGUGGGAUUCAUUGCCGUCUGUCGUGUCCACAAUUCAGCAAGCCGUUGUCAACAGUGCUCACAACAUGCAGGCACAAACAGAGCUCCUCUACGUCCUCCAGCAGCCAUUGUCCAACCUUUUGUCUGGCAUUUUUCAUGUUAUGAACACAAGCAGUUUCACUUCCCAGUCCUUUGUUGGUGGAGUGCCACAGGCCCUUUUGUCAACUGCAGAAGCUGCUCUGCAGGCUUGUUUGGGGGGUCAGAGCCUGAACUGCAGCUACGUGCAGCACAUAUGGCAGGAUGUCAGAGCUGGUGCUGGAAUAAGCGAAGACACUGUUGCUUUGUGGUGUAACAUCAGCCUACUGCCAGUCAUAGCAGUAAGCUAUGAAAAACCAGCUCCAGCCUUUAAUAUGACGGGAAUGAACCCUCUAUGGAUAAACGCCACUGCAGGAAUGAUGGCAGAGUCACUGGAGACUUUCUAUGGGGCGAUCCUGAACAGUACCUUUGCUAGCAAUCACCUUACAGAAGUCCUGUUGCAUACAUCAAUGCUAUCCAACCUCUCAGUGCUAGAAAUAACAAACCAGGCUGACUGGAAUGUCCAACUCUUCCAGAUGCAGCUGUACCAAAGUCUCUCCACAGUACAAAUGGCUCUGGAUCAAAUUAAGAGCGAAGCUCCCUGGAUGGCGCCAUACGUCGAGGCAGCUGGAAAAACUAUAGAGGUCAUCCUCCAGAACGGCAAUCUCCUCCAGAACUCAACUGCAAGCCCUCAGAUCAUCAUGCAGGCUCUGGAGAUCACGCUUACUGGAAUGAAUUUUACAAAGGAAACCAUUAAUUAUAUCCUGAGUGGAGACAUAUUUAUGAACCCAAAUGGAAGCACAGUUGACAGCUUAAUAAAAGAGGUUAUCCAGCAAAUCAUUGGUACGGGAUUGCUGGGAGACUGGCCUACCCUUUAUGGAGUAAUGCAGCAAGUUCUGUAUUUGGAAGAUACAAGUGGCACCCUAUGGAAAACUGUUGAAUUUUUCAACUGGCUGUUUACUACUCAAGAUACUAGGCUAAAUUUUGUCUUGGAGAUCCUGCGCAAGUUAUACGAGAUAGUAAGAGAUGCCUUAACCAAGAUGCCACUGCCGUGCUUCUCAGAAACCUUUAUUGACCUUUUUGGGAAUGUUUUGUACAUGCUGAAACAGAUCAAACUAACCAGUGACCUCUUCGACCCUGUGGAACAAUAUCUAAGCCCACUUAAAAUGCAAAUUGCUCAGGGACAGAACCUGCAAGGUCUUGUGUCCCACACAAGAAAUGCCAGAAGAAUUGCUAGCAAAGUACAGAGAGAGCCAGUGGAUGACUUCCUUGAUCUUCUUGACAUCGAUUACCAAGCUUUGCUUGAAGUUCUUUCCAUUCCACCCACCUCGACUGAAAUUAUGGAGACUAUCCAUGUUUUCUUUGCAAAUCCAGAUUUGGGUGUCAUCCUGAAGGGUUAUUUGAAAGAAAUGACUGGAAGCACAAGUCAGGAGGAAACCAUUGACACAGCUCUGAAUGUGCUGUCCUACUUGACACUCCCUAGCAAUGGGCAGCAGUUUUUGGAGAUGUUCAUGGACAUCGGUAGUGAAGGGUGGAGUCUGCAGGACCUUGAUAAAGUAGAGAAACUUGCAGAGAGCCUAGGAAGAACAAUUGACGUGGCCAUGGUGCUAUCCGACCAGCCACCUCUGAACAUUCCUCAAAGAAUCGAGCACAUGGCCCAACAACUUCAAGCUUCGGUGUCAAAUAUCAUCUCACAGGAUGGAAAUGGCACCAACACUGCGAUCCAAUUCCUUAUGGCGCUCAACAGCAUCCUUACCGAGAACUUUGAAGAAAGCAAGGACAUCAGCCCUCAGGUCACUGGCAUUCUCCAAAACUUAAUUGGCUCGUUUUCCAGUCCAGGGUCGCAGAUGAGCAUAGCAUCCUAUUUGGCAGCCGUUAAUCAAACUGCAGAAGCCUUCACCUCACUUCUCUCUGGAGAGGUAGCUGUGUAUUUCAACAUAUCUGGACAAAUGCUGCAAGCCUUUGCAUUGCUCGAGGCAUAUCCCGGAGACAUAGAAAAAGUCAUGAUGUCCACCAGCAAGAUUUCUAACUCCCUAAACCAUGUUCUUGCCCUCUCGAAUAUUACAACUCUUCCAAAUGGACAAUAUGUUCAAGAGGUCACCCAUCCCUUAAUCCUUAGCAGUGCCAUGGUCACCCACAUCCUAUUCAACCUCUCCAUGUCAAACUAUAGCCUGAGCAGUAAUGCUGAGAGGGAGAUGCUUUUGACCCAGACGUUCAAUCAGAUGGUUGUCGUUCUUCCCAAGGAAACGCACAUGUACCUCUUUGCUAUCAAAUCGGCUCUAUUCACUGCCCUCUCUAAAGUAUCCAGCACUGCAGAAAUCACAUCCCACUUCCCAGAAAUCGCCCAGCUGGUUACACAGUCUCUUCUUAACUCUCUAAACAUUACUUAUGAUCUGACAUCCACGCGUAUGACUCCAGAUGGCCUUGUUUACAUCUUCAUGACCGUGUCUAAUCAAGUGUCCAUGAGUCUCUACCAAGGCCUUAUGUUAUCCGGUUCCCCUAUCCAAAUCUCACAAGCAGUGAACUCUUUAAGUGAGGUUGCAUCUUCCAUAUACUCGAUAAUGCCUGUUGAGGGACGGCCAUACAUCAAUAUCACACUCAACCUAAUGGAGACAAUAUCUUUUGUUCUUAAUGACACCAGCACCUUUGGGGAUGUCAGUGGGGCUGUAUCUCAAGUAGUAAGUUCUGUCAACAACCUUCUGGCCAUGGUGCACCACAUGAACACAAACUCCUCCAGCAGCAUUAUAGGUGACCUAGAGCAGACCCUUAAGAGAAUCCUAAUGAUCAUCCAGGCAGACCAAAACCCUCUCACCCAAACGGCUGAUAUUACCCAGCAGCUACUGCACACCAUCCAAAAUCUCAUCUCGCUGGGCAAUAGCAGCAGUGUGGAGUCUGAACUCCCCAAAAUAGUGCUGGGGGCUUCUAGCAUGAAUAUCGGCCAUCUGCUGGGGAUGAAUGACUCUAACUGGACUGACAAGCUGCCUGUGCUGUUGACAAACCUCGCUAAUAGCCUUCCAGAAGACCUGCAGUAUUCUUCUCUUAUUAAGUCCAUCAUGAGAAGUCUGGCCAACGAAUCCCAAGAAAAUCUGCAUCUUCUACUUCAAGUGCUAAACACCGCCUUUGAAUUAAGCUCAGCCAACUGGGCGAAUGAGAGUUCGGGCAUAAUACUGGACCACCUGUUAACUAAGGUGUGCGCUCUGGAAAACAUGGCCUCUGUGCAGCUGAUCACCAAUUUUCUUCCUCUGGGCCCCAGACUGCUAUGCGACACUGUUGUUCCCACAAUCCAGGCUUUCCAUGUGCUCACAACCAACCUGGUGAACCAAAGCUCCGACAUCUAUGAUCUGAUUUUCCAGACUUUUGUUGGAGACCCUAGCACCUACAACACUGAAGUGGACUGGACAUCAACUCUCUCUCAAAUUGUGGGCUUCAACGUCUCAACUCUGAAAACUCUUAAUAUCAAUAUUACAUCUCCAGCUGAAGUGAAAGUUUUAGAGCUGCUGAAAAAUGCCACACUGUUUGUUCAGGAUGUUGAGCGGUAUACCAGCUUUCCCCCUCGCAUUCUUCAGGCUCUAUUAGAUUACCCUCUACCCAGAAGCAACAUGCAGAUCUUGGCAUGGUUGGCAAACCUGCACCAGUGCUCAGACCCCUCGUCUUUGCAACUGGACCCUACAGGGCAGGAGAUCUUCAGCACUUUCUGUGAACUGUCACAUGAAUGGUACAGCAUCACGGUUAUCUUUCUUCGUCAUGUGGACACGAAGGCGGCUUUAUUCAGGCUGGUGUUGUCCAAAGAAAUUCAGGAUUUGGUGAGAAUCAUGCUAGAGAUGGUGAAGUUUUUUACGGACAUAAUGCACAAACUGGUACCUGCCCUUAACAAACUGCAGGAAUACCUGACAAACAUAGGAGAACUAAACCUGGUGGCCAACCAAGAGUUCCACAGUCUGGUGAGAGGAAAGCGGUCCACCAUGUCUAGCAGGGCCACCUUUAGUACCAUCGCUCGUGCUUUGUGCAAAAACGGCAUCCUGACACUGUUCGCCAUCGCAAAAGUUCCUAUCGUAACCGAGACUGAUCCUUCCGUCCAGACGGACCACAAGAGAGAAGAGCUGAUUAAGAAGUUCAAAAUCCCACCCGAUGCUACUCCCUUCUGUAUGAACCUCUACUUGGAUAUGGUGAACACUACAGGCGGUGCGGUGGCCUGGGCAUUCCUCAAACCCAUGCUGUUAGGACAGGUCCUGUACUCACCAGACACACCAGUGACGAGAGAGAUCAUGAGAAAGUCAAAUUCUACACUGCACCAGUUUGGUGAUCUAAAGCUUUAUGCAUCCGAGUGGAUAGAGUCAUCGUCAUAUGUGAUGCAGUCUGCCGACAUCCUGACAAAAACCUUGCCGAUACUUCAGAAUUCUCUGCGCAAUCCCUUUGUCCAAAACUUCAUUCAGACUCAGACCGGCAUUGAUGUUGCACAAAUGAGCUCAACUCUCAGCCAAUUCUCAAACCUGACAGUCCUUUUAGAUAAAAACAAGUAUAUCAUGGAGCAGAUCACCACCCUCUCCAUGCUGAUGAUGAACCUUUCCUCCUGUGUCAACUUCGACCGCUACCGAGCUUUCAACUCCACUGAUCAACUCGACGAGCAGGCGGAGAGACUGGCUCAAAACCGCGAGCUCUCUGGCAUUAUUUUCAAACUUCCUGAGGAGACCUCCAGCAGCUUGCCCCCGAAUAUCGACUACACCAUUCGAAUGAACAUCGAGAAUGUCAUGCGCACCGACCGUGCAAGGAAUCCCUUCUGGGUGAAAGAUGCCUUUAUGUCGGCAACGAAGACCCAGCGGUACAACCGAGGCUUUGUGUACCUGCAGGAGAGCAUCGAGAGAGCCAUCAUCGAAAUGCAGACGGGUAAAGCCAUGGAUGGGCCCGCGGUCCAGAUGCAGGCGUUCCCUUAUCCUUGCUACUACAAAGAUGAGUAUCUCAACAGCAUCUCUUUUGCCUUCCCAAUGGCUCUCAUGAUUUCCUGGGUGCUGUUUGUCGCCCACUUUGUGAAGAAACUCGUCCACGAGAGAGAACUGCGACUUCAUGAGUACAUGAAAAUGAUGGGGGUCAAUCCCAUCAGCCACUUCUUUGCUUGGUUAAUUGAAAGUGCUGUGUUCCUGCUGGCGACCAUCAUCAUCCUCACCAUCAUUUUGAAAGCUGGCGGCAUCCUUCCUCGCAGCAAUGGCUUCGUUCUCUUCCUCUACCUUUGUGACUAUGGCUUCAGCGUCCUUGCAAUCAGCUUCCUGGUCAGCUCCUUCUUCGAUAAGACCAACAUCGCCGGGCUGAGCGGCAGUCUUAUCUAUGUCAUCUGUUUCUUCCCCUUCAUCGUGCUGAUCCACUUGGAGGACAAUCUUUCCUUCAGUGUGAAGAGCGCUCUGAGUCUCUUUUCUCCGACAUGCUUCAGUUAUGCCAGCCAGUAUAUCUCCCGCUAUGAGAAACAGGAAGAAGGCAUCCAGUGGAGCAACAUGUAUAUCUCUCCUCUGGCUGGUGACACUUCCUCCUUCGGUUGGCUCUGCUGGCUGCUCCUCAUUGACUCAGUAGUAUAUUUUAUCAUUGGGAUUUACAUCCGCAUGGUCUUCCCAGGAAAGUAUGGCAUUGGUGUUCCGUGGUACUUCCCUGUGACUCGGUCCUUCUGGACAGAUAUGUUCAGCUGCUGUAGCAGAACUCCAAAGAAAAUAGGCAGAGGGUUGCUCUUUACCAACAUGAUGCAGGAACAAAACAGCACUGACAAGAUCAAAGGUAAAAGUAGCUUGGCGGAUAAUGGAGAAGACGACUUCUCAGGAUUGCCUGUUGGAGUCUCACUGCAUGGCUUGACAAAGACCUACGGCAACCGGCAUGCUGUAGACAACCUAAACCUCUCUUUCUAUGAGGGACAUGUCAGCUCUCUGCUGGGUCACAAUGGAGCUGGAAAAACCACCACUAUGUCACUUCUGACGGGGUUGUUUGCACCAACCAGUGGCACCAUUGAGGUGUAUGGGAUGGAUAUGCAGACAUCUAUAGAUGAUGUGCGUAAGGAGAUGGGCGUGUGCAUGCAGUAUGAUGUCCUGUUCGACCACCUUACCACAAAGGAACACCUGCUGCUAUAUGCUCAGAUCAAAGCUCCCCACUUGACCAAGCAGGAAGUGAACGAACAAGUGCGAAGAAUCCUAAUGGAAACAGACAUGCAUUCCCACCGCCACAAGCGUGUCGGCACCCUGUCAGGAGGUAUGAAGAGGAAGCUAUCCAUCUCCAUUGCCUUCAUCGGAGGCUCGCGGCUGGUGGUGCUAGAUGAGCCGACCACUGGGGUGGAUCCCUGUUCCCGACGCAGCAUCUGGGACAUUGUCCUUCAGCACAAGCAAGAGCGUACCAUCAUUCUUUCCACCCAUCAUCUGGAUGAGGCUGAAGUUCUCAGUGACCGAAUCGCCUUCCUGGAGCGCGGAGGCCUCAAAUGCUGUGGUUCGCCCUUCUACCUCAAAGACAAGCUGGCUAAGGGCUACAACCUCACCCUCACAAAGAAGGUUCAGACUCCUGAUUCAAAUGAAAAGUUGAACAUUGAAGAACUCAGGGCUUUCAUUCAAUCCUACCUGCCUGACGCUCGACAGAAGGAGGGAGAGGUGGGCGAUUUGGUCUAUGCCCUCCCACCGUACACCCCCCAAAACGCAGCUGCGUACCACUCUCUGCUCACCGGUCUGGAUCAGAACCUGGACAAGCUUCAGCUGGGCUGCUAUGGCAUUUCUGACACCACCCUGGAAGAGGUGUUCUUGCAGUUGACUCGAGACAACAUGGAGCCUACAGAAAGUGAAACCUGGUCUGUAUCAGAGUCUGUGAUUGCGAAUGACAUGUUUGCGUCAAGAGACAGCAUUCCUGACGAUCUCAACAGCACGUACCUCGGAGAGAAAGCCAGCGUCACUGGGACCUCAACCGUGCGUGGGCUUGCUUUGACUGUGCAGCGGGUGAUGGCUAUGUUGCUGAAACGCCUGCAUCACUCCAGGAGGGACUGGAAGGGGCUGUUCUCCCAGGUGUUGUUGCCUGUACUCUUUGUAAUUGCUGCCAUGGGCCUGGGCUCCAUCAAGAGCGAUCUUCAGCACUUUCCUAAGAUUGUGCUCUCUCCUGCACUGUACCACAUUGAUGAACAGCAUACCUUCUUCAGCAAUCAGAAUCCCGCCGCCAGUGGUCUUGUAGAUUCCAUGAUGUCCUAUCCAGGCGUUGACCACGUCUGCAUGAGAGACCCCACAGAUUCGGUUUGCAAAGAGAGACCUACUAUAGGAAGUGAGACCUGGAUCUCCAGAGGCAACAGCUCUGCUACAUUUACCACCUGCAAGUGUAGCAACCAAGUGCAGUCAUGUCCUGCAUCAGUUUACGGACCACCUCACAAAAGAAAUCCAUCAUCCCAGAUUGUCUACAACCUGACGGGCAUCAACAUAGAGGACUACCUGCUGGCCACUGCCAAUGACUUCAUCAGAAACAGAUAUGGAGGCUGGGACUUUGGAAAGCCUCUUCCCAUUGAUCUUAAGAUGGACAUGUUAGAUGUGCCAGCGAACAGAACCCUUAGUAAGGUUUGGUAUAAUCCAGAAGGUCACCACACCAUGCCUGCCUACCUCAACAACCUUAACAACUUUAUCCUGAGAUCCAGUCUGCCACCAGAGAAACGACAACAAUAUACCAUCUCUAUAUCCAGCCACCCUUACCCUGGCCAAGUGCAAGACGAGGAUCUCAUGGUGGGUGGUUUGGUCAGCAUCCUGGUUGCGCUCUGUGUCCUCACUGGAUACUCUAUCAUGACUGCCAGCUUUGUCAUCUAUGAGGUUCACGAACAUCACACAGGCUCCAAGAGACUCCAGCAGAUCUCUGGCAUCAGCGAACCUUUCUACUGGAUCAUCAACUUCUUCUAUGACAUGGCUCUUUACGUGAUUCCCGUGGUCCUCUCGGUGGCGAUGAUAGCAGCGUUCCAGCUCCCAGCAUUCACAGACAGGCAGAACCUCGGCGCGGUCACACUUCUGCUGGUGCUAUUUGGCUUCUCCACCUUCCCUUGGAUGUACCUUCUGUCUGCGGUAUUUAAGGAUACUGAGAUGGCCUUCAUCGGUUAUGUUUGCAUCAAUCUCUUCAUCAGUGUCAACACCAUCAUCUCCACAUCCAUUCUUUACUUCCUGGGUCAGCUCAACCAGAAUGACCAGAGCAUCCAGAAUGUGUACCGUACCAUGAGCAACAUAUUCCUAGUCUUCCCUCAGUUCAGCUUUGGCAAUGGGUUGAUGGAGUUGGCACGGGUUGACAUGCAGGUGCAGAUCUUGAGUGUUUUUGGAGUGGAUGCCUACAAGACCCCCUUCAGCAUGGAUGUUCUGGGCUGGAUGUACAUCUCCAUGUUCCUGCAGGGUUUCAUCUGCUUCACGCUUCGCCUGCUAUUUAACAAGACACUCCUGCGCAAAGUCAGAUGCUGGAAGAAGAAUGUUGUUCAGAGCUAUAGCCCCAAUGAAGAUGAAGAUGUGGUGGCUGAACGUCUGCGUGUGGACCGUGGGGAUGCGAGUGCCGAUAUUCUGCAGGUUAAUCAUCUGACUAAGGUGUACCAAAACCUGAACAAGAGGGUACAGGCGGUGAAGAGGCUGUCUGUGGGCAUCCCAGCUGGCGAGUGCUUUGGAUUGCUGGGAGUCAAUGGUGCAGGAAAGACGACUACCUUCAAGAUGCUGACAGGAGACAUUAGCCCCACCGAUGGCUCGGCCAAGAUCCGUGACAUUGACGGGAGAUUGGUUGACAUCAUAGACUGCAGGAGAGAGGGCAUAAACAUUGGUUACUGCCCUCAGGUGGACGCACUGGAUGACCUCUUGACUGGAGAAGAGCAUCUCUAUUUUUACGCCCGCAUCAGGGGCAUCUCUAAGAGGGAGAUUGACCGGGUUGUGAACUAUCUGUUGAAAAAGUUGGAGCUGAAUUACCACAGAAACAACACAAGUGAGAGCUACAGUUGUGGAACACGCCGGAAGCUGUCGACAGCCUUGGCCCUGAUCGGAAACCCUCAGAUCCUUCUCCUGGAUGAACCCAGCUCUGGAAUGGACCCACGUUCCAAACGUCACCUUUGGAAGAUCAUCUCUGAGCAAGUGAUGGGCAAAUGUGCUGUGGUCCUGACAUCACACAGCAUGGAGGAGUGUGAGGCCCUUUGCACCCGUCUGGCUAUAAUGGUGAAAGGACAGUUCAAAUGUCUCGGCUCCCUACAGCACAUCAAGAACAGGUUUGGCAAAGGAUUCACAGUAAAGAUGUACUUAGCUGGAGCCUCCUGUGAUGUAGAUAUGAUCAGUAACUUCAUGCAGCAGAAUUUCCCCAGCACGUUCCUGAAGGAUCAUCACUCAAAUAUGGUGGAGUACCAUGUGCCUGUUGCUCCCGGUGGUGUGGCUUCAAUCUUUGGUCUGUUAGAAUCCAACAAAGCUGUACUGCAAAUCAAACACUUCUCAGUCUGCCAGACCACUCUGGAUGAGGUUUUCAUUAACUUUGCCAUGGGGAAGACGGACACAGACGAACAGGAAGUCACUGAAGGAACGGACAUUGACAGUCUAGACUCGUACAAUGCUUUGGACCAAUGAAAUACUUGCACAUUAUACCAUUCAAUGAACCUCAAAAAAAAGAUAUUAAUUUAAUAUGUAAGAAAUCUUUUAUAGGCUAUAUCAUAUUUUAGUGUUGUGAUUUUAAACUAUUUUGCAUUGAAUGAUGA